Messenger RNA from Erpetoichthys calabaricus (reedfish), 11247 nucleotides. It is a transcript of the gene tmem86a, whose product is annotated as transmembrane protein 86A. Bases 122 to 835 code for a protein of 237 amino acids. The transcript is spliced from 3 exons. The record is from RefSeq and is a predicted model, not a curated record. Lineage: Eukaryota; Metazoa; Chordata; Cladistia; Polypteriformes; Polypteridae. Gene Ontology annotation, cellular component: membrane.
UCCGCCUCCUCAGCGAAUACUCAGAAACGAACUGGAAUGGACCAUUAAAUUUCUAAAGCGGCGCUGAAGUGAUUGAAAUCAGAAGGGUUGUUGCUCCAUCAGAACCGACCGCAGUUUCGAAAUGGUGUCCCCGGUCACAGUGGUGAAGAGUGAGGGUCCGAAGCUGGUGCCCUUCUUCAAGACCACGUGUGUUUACUUUGUCCUGUGGCUGCCAACGUCCACCCCAUCGUGGUUCAGCGCCCUCAUCAAGUGUCUGCCCAUCUUCUGCCUGUGGAUCUUCCUGCUGGCUCACGGGAUCAGCUUUCUUCAUGCCCACCCCAGUGCCCGCCGGAUCCUGGCUGGUCUAAUCUUCUCUUUACUGGGUGAUGCCUUCCUGAUCUGGCAAGAGCAAGGCUACUUCAUUCAUGGUCUGCUGAUGUUUGCCAUCACUCAUAUCCUGUACUCCUCAGCUUUUGGGAUGAAGCCCCUGAACCUGCCGGUGGGGCUGGUCAUCAUCAUGGUGUCUGGUGUCUCCUAUGCCUUGCUCUACUCUUACCUGGCUGGACCGCUCACCUACCUGGUUGCCGUCUACAUUGGCAUCAUUGCUUUUAUGGGCUGGCGGGCCAUUGCAGGGGUCCAGCUGGCCAACGACCUGUGGACUUGGACCAAACUUUCAGCCUGUUUGGGCGCCAUGUUGUUUAUGGUGUCGGAUCUCACAAUUGCCGUCAACAAGUUCUGUUUUCCAGUGCCCCAUUCUCGGGCCAUUAUUAUGGCCACGUAUUAUGCGGCCCAGAUGCUGAUUGCAUUGUCUGCUGUGGAGUGCCAAGAUGAGGACCACAAAAAGAAGAUUGCUUGACCGGCCAGGUGGGUUUCCAGUGCAGACCUGAGGGGCUGCCAUGUUGAACUUGUGGACCCUGCAACUGCCGCAACUCCUACUUCAGUCACUGUUCAUUCCAAAAUUGUUCAGCCCCUCUUAUAACAAGGGGGAAGGGCAACGUCAUUUAAGGCAACUGUAUGUGGAAUGUUGGCAAUCCAUUAACCAUUUCAAGGUGCUUCAGAGGCUUUAGUGCCCAUCUGCUGCCACCCUCAGGCCUUUCUUUUCUUUCUGUAAUGUCAGCCAUCUUGCUGAGGUAACUUGCUUAACCACAAAUCAUGGAAAUGUCAGGUUCUUAACUUGGUUUGGCAGUGGGUUCACUUUAACCUCCUGAUUUCCGUCAUUUCCAUCUCCUCAUCUUGAUGGAUCAUGUUGCCUUUUACCUCGACUAAUUCCCCACCCUGCCCCCCAUUGCUGGUAUUUAUUAUCGUACUGAAGCUUAAUUUCCAUAUUCCAUAAUUGCUCUUUUCCAGGGAAAAUGCUGUGUGCGUUCAGUGUACUUAACUACGCUUCUGUUGGGGCGGCUUGUCAGUUCUGUGCUGUGAUGCGCUAAUUUGGCUUUUCAUACGUACUGUAGUAUGGACAAAGUGCAAAACGUGCAACCUGUGAAGUGCUGGCAUUGAAGGGGAGGCAGGGGAUCCCCUCUAGAAGAUUGGUGACAGAGCUCUGGGGGGGGACAUCAUGUAAAUGUAAGACUGGCUGGGAUGGCUCACCCACUUCCCCCAACAUAAUCUUUGGGCUUGAAAGGCAACUAGACGUUAAUUAAUAUAACACCUUUCAGAGUCGACCCCGUUAAAAAAAAAUAAACAAGAAUAAAACACAGUAACUUUGAUAAAAUACAUAGAUAUGAAGUGAUCUACAGUGUACACUGCAUGGGCACUGUGCAAUUUAAAACAAGCAAUAUGGGAAAUAGAGCUUAAAGUACAAGUGCUGAUCACCUUUUGGGAAGAUCUACAGUGUGGGCCCAUUUCCCUAAUGCUAGCAGACCCUAAAAAAUUCAUUUAGACACACCUUAUGUGGGAAAAGUGUGAAUGCAGACAAGACGAUCGGCGAAUUUGAGAAUCAAUGUAGGGUCUCCCAGGCUGUUAGAAGUGCCGAUCACUGUGGGUGAGUUUGUCGGGAAAUCUGGGCAUUCGCAGAUUAUAGGGUAGUAGGUGAAGAAUCGAGAUCCAGAGAUUUUCUUUUGUAGUGGUUGACCACCUUUUUAUGCACAGUACUGGAAAGUUUUUUGAACCCUUCAAGGUGCUAUUUAGAGAAAUUGUAAGAAAUUUAAGUCUUAAUGAAUAUAUGAUAGAACUUUGCUUCCUCUGGUCAGGCAGGAAAUUUGAAGAAUAAGAGUGAAGCACAGUUGGUAACUGCCCUUACUUCUUUUUGUCUCUGCCUCCAUUAAGUUAGUUUGCUGCAUGGUGACCUGAACACUGAGUUUGUUGUACAAGGGUUCUUAGAUCUGCCUGGUUGGUUAUCAUGCACAGGGAAAUUCUGCCAACUACGCCACUGUAAAAAGACAGGUAGGACAAUACAUGAAAAGAGUUGGGGUGCCCAAAACAGUAACCUCAUUGAAUUGCAAGGAUGAAAGAACUAAUAAAAAAUAGAAAGACUGAGGGUCUAAUAACAUGAAGGUGUCUUUAGCGAUAAGGUCUGUCCUCGUUGGUAGCAGGGUCCAAACUGCAUGCUGACUUCAUGGUUGAUGCUCUUUGUAAAUAAGGCCCAGACUGAAAGGGGCCAAACGUUUGGAGGUGGGGUGGAAGUGAUGUCACGGUUUGCCCAUGUUUUCUUCCUCCAUUCUAAAGUGAAACUGGUGGUUAUCGACUGUGUUUCAGUCUUACCAUUUCCCGUGUUUCCUACCUGACCAGAGUCAGUGAAGUGCUCUCGUGGGUUGUGUGUGUGACAGUAUAGAGAAUGAAGACUUCUGACAUUUUAGUAGUCCGUAAUAUUUAACAUAUAUAAUAUACUGUGAUAAAUUAAUUCAAAUAACACGUUGGAAAGUUUUGGGGAUUAGCCCCAUAUAAUCUCGUGAAUCAGAUUUGGUCAAAGUAAAUUGGAAAAACAACAAACAUUCGAUCUAACAUUGGUGUGAGGAUCGUUUUUAUACAGAAAAAUGGCUGAAGGAAAUGACGUGGCAGGAAGUUAGUGUGAACCGGAAAUUAUGUCAUUAUGGCGGGACCGGAAGUGACAUCAUCUGAGUUGGCCAGGAAGUGACGUUAUUAUGCCAGGGCUUGAAGUGACGUCAUCUGAGUUGGCCGGAAAUGACGUCAUCUGCAGGAGUUGGAAGUGAUUUAGUGGAGCCAUUUUCUAGUAAGAUUAUUGUUGAUGGUGGUUGUGUAUUAUUUUACCCACUGUCAUUCAUUUUACCCACUGUCUUUCUUUCAUUCAUAUGUUACGUAGGCACGUACCUUUUAUCUUUGGCAAUCUCAUUCUCUAACCAGGCCUCAGGAGCUAACUAGCGUAACACUGUCCACCACCCCUUUCAUUAUUCCGGCACAUUGUUGACAUCCGUGACUAACAACAACGUACUAAACUGGAAGGUGGUCUACGCAUGCGUGGAAUUCGCGGACAAACAAAGAUCAAGAUCCAAAUGAAGAUUAUAUAAAAAGAUUAGUUAAUUUAAAGCACAACAAUUUGUUUAGUUUGAAUGUCUGUGUUUUGAGGUGUGACUGGAGUACUACAGUCUUCAGUAGUAUAAGCCUGGAGGAGAUUCUUAAUGCAAUGCCUAUGUUUGAGCUGUCUCUCUACUGCCAUCUAGUGCUUCUUCUUCUAAUUCAUUCAUGGACAAACAAAGAUCAAGAUCCAAAUGAAGAUUAUAUAUAGAGAUAUAUGUAUACUGUAUAUGUAAGAAUUUUUUUCAUUUAAUGUGGGAGCCCCUUUUUGUGGAACCAGGUUCAGCUGCUCCAUUUGCGGUUUUGCACCAUAUGGCCCAUAGUAAAUCCAACAAUGGAAAAUUUCUGUGGUGCCCCCCUUCCCUUGAUGCCCUACACAUGUGCUUAUUUUACUUAAUGAUUAAUCCACCCCUGCCAGGCCAUCUGGAGGAGAUAUAAUCCCCCCAGCAAGCUCUGGGUCUUCCUCAUGGUCUCCUCCCAGCUGGUCAUGUCCCUAAAACCUCCACUGGGAGGCAUCCGCAUCAGAUGCCCGAACCAGCUCAAUCGGCUUCUCCCGAUGCGGAAGGUCCCAUUCCAACCCUCUUCCCCGAUGUCUGCGCUUGUCACCCUACCUCUAAAGGACAGCCCAGCCACCCUCAUGGAAAGCUCAUUUCACCCGCCUGUACCCACCAUCCCAUUCUUUCGGUGAUUAUGCAAAUCUCAUGACCAUAAAGGAGGGUAGGGACACAGAUCGCCUCGUAAAUGGAGAACUUUGCCAACUACUUGCCUUAAUACAUCUUUAAAUUGAUUGCGUGCACACAUUUGCUUUACCCCCUGGAGCAAUUAUUCCCUGGCUUGCCCCACUUUCAUCCUACCUAGGCUCUUGCUCCAUGCAACACAAUUGUGGAAUCGCUCUCAGUUCACAAAAACGAAUCAAUGAAUGGGAAGGCGAUUGUCUUAGCAUCAAACUACCAAUAUAUGAAAGGUAACUGGCGCAUCAUUGGGACCAAAGGGCAUAUUGCAAUCGUAUUACUGUAUAUACAUGGGAUCUGCUUGCAUUUUAGGUUGUGUUACUAAAAUGGAGGUCUCUUGUUGUCAAAAUGUUAUCUGUCUGUAUAUUUAAAAUGUGUUUGUUUGUGCAUCAGUGUAUUUAGCACAACUUCAUGCCUUCACUUUGCCUCGUUUCUGUUGUGCAAGAUAAGGGAUCUAAACUAAUUUAUUAUUCUUUUAUUAAUUCUAAGCCCUCUCAUUAUUAUUGCCAGGGUCUUCUGUAAAUUAAAUUUAUUUUGUUUAGUUAUCAUUUUUUUAAGCUGGACAUUUAUUUUUACUUUUUGUACAGAGCUUUUCCUCCUAUAAGACCCUCCCCAUACGUUGCGUCACACAUAAUACCUCUUUCUACGUCUGUUUUUUACCAUGAUAUGGAAAAAGGAUGGAAAUGUCUUAAUAGUAGGUGAAAGCAUCAUGUCAUAACAGGCUCUCAUCCAUUAAAAUGUCCCCUUAGAUAAAAAAAAAAAAAACCUGUAAAAGAGGGCAAGACAAAUAGUGUGGCGACACAGCAACUCCGAAUAUUAUAAAGGCCCCAAAAAAAGGUGUAGCUUUUCAGCAAAAGAAACGUCACUAAGGACACAAGUCUGAGAUCAGGCUGACUAAAAUGGUGACACUUCCAGUUAAGUACGGGCCAGGCAGGAAGAGGUGUGUCCCUAGGGAUGGGGGUCGGACACCGGAAGUGACAUCAGAGGUUGUUGGGUUGUAAGUCUUCUGGUCUGUAGAGGGAGGAAGAGAAGAGGUGUUAGAAUACGGCGCCUCCGUGUGGAUGGGCAAGGAAUUACCACCACCAGAGGCUUUAAGCCAGGGGUCCUCAGUCACAGUCCUGAAGGGCCGCGGUGGCUCCAUGUGUUUGUUCUAACCCGGUUGUUUAAUUAGAAAGCAAUUCUUACCAAUAAUUUAAUUUGAUGGCUUGUUAGUGCUUUAACUCUGCUAUGUCUGGUAAUUCUCACAUCCUGAAUUCUCUUCCCCUUUCUAAGAACAAAUCACCAGGACCAGAUAAUAUUUAUCCUCGUGUUCUUAAGGAGGCUAGUGAGUACAUAUAUAAACCCUUGACGCAUAUUUUUAGGAAGUCACUGCGCACUGGAGAGAUUCUGAAGGACUGGAAAAUGGCAAAUAUCAUCCCAUUAUAUAAAAAGGGUGACAGGGCAGAUCCAAGCAACUAUAGGCCAGUAAGCUUAACGGGCAUCACAGGAAAAUUAAUGGAAGGAAUUAUUAAGGAUAAGAUCGAGCAACACCUGGCAAGGACAGGAGUUAUUCUAAGCAGUCAGCAUGGGUUCAGAAAAGGGGCAACAAAAGGAUACGAUCAAAGUGGAGCAGAUGAUACUAUUUAUCUGGACUUUCAGAAAGCAUUUGAUAAGGUGCCACAUGAGAGGUUGGGCAUCAAAUUAAAAGAAGUGGGAGUUCAGGGUGAUGUUUGUAGAUGGGUGCAGAAUUGGCUCAGGACACAGGAAGCAGAGGGUGAUGGUGCGAGGAACCUCAUCAGAACUGGCUGAUGUUAAGAGUGGUGACCAGCAGGGGUCAGUGCUAGGGCCGCUGCUAUUUUUAAUAUCUAUAAAUGAUUUAGAUAGGAAUAUAAGUAACAAGCUGGUUAAGUUUGCAGAUGAUACCAAGAUAGGUGGAUUAGCAGAUAAUUUGGAAUCUGGUAUAUCAUUACAAAAGGACUUGGAUAGCAUACAGGCUUGGGCAGAUUUGUGGCAGAUGAAAUUUAAUGUCAGUAAAUGUAAAGUAUGACACAUUGGAAAUAAAAAUGUUAGGUUUGAAUACACAAUGGGCGGUCGGAAAAUCGAGAGUACACCUUAUGAGAAGGAUUUAGGAGUCAUAGUGGACUCUAAGCUAUCGACUUCCCGACAGUGUUCAGAAGCCAUUAAGAAGGCUCACAGGUUAUAUAGCGCCUUGAUGUGUGGAGUACAAGUCCAAGGAGGUUCUGCUCAACAUUUGUAAUGCACUGGUGAGGCCUCAACUUGAGUACUGUGUGCAGUUUUGGUCUCCAGGCUACAAAAAGGACAUAGCAGCACUAGAGAAGGUCCAGAGCAGAGCGACUAGGCUGAUUCCAGGGCUACAGGGGUUGAAUUAUGAGGAAAGAUUAAAAGAGCUGAGCCUUUACAGUUUAAGCAAAAGAAGAUUAAGAGGUGACAUGAUUGAAGUGUUUAAAAUGAUGAAGUGAAUUAGUCCAGUGGAUCGAGACGGUGACUUUAAAAUGAGUUCAUCAAGAACACGGGGACACAGUUGGAAACUUGUUAAGGGUAAAUUUCGCUCAAACAUUAGGAAGUUUUUCUUUACACAAAGAACGAAAGAAACUUGGAAUAAGCGACCAAGUAGUGUGGUAGACAGUAAGACGUUAGAGUCUGUCAAAACUCGACUUGAUGUUUUCUUGGAAGAAAUAAGUGGAUAGGACUGGCGAGCUUUGUUGGGCUGAAUGGCCUGUUCUCGUCUAGAGUGUUCUAAUGUUCUAAUAUCAUCCAAAUGAUUUUGAAGUGCUAAAAUGGAGGAGUAAUUCUCAGUCCUUCACUUUUUUCUCUUCACUUUUCUUCCAAGUAUUUAAUUAAACUCAAUAGUGCCUGAUAAAUACACACACAGAGGUGUAAAUGGUAACAAGCUAAAUGGAAAAAUGCUGCUCUCUUUUGUCAUUUGCAUGUUAUUGCUAAUUAGGAACCAUUAAAAUACAGCUGUUUAAGACUAAAAUAAGCAAUAAGGGUUCCAAAUCCUAAAGAGGCGAGACAACUAAAGUGAAGCAGAAGUGUUACUUGAGCAAUAACGGAUUUCUUAAUAAGCAACUGGGUUGGAGCAAAAUCCUGCAGCCAUUGCGGCCCCCCAGGACCGUGACUGAGAACCCCUGCUUUAAGUUGCCCCCAAGGCACACAUGUGUGACAGUAUAUACACAUUAUAUAGAUGUACAGUAUAUGUUCCCAUAUACUAUAUGGCCAAAAGUUUAUGGACACCUGACCAUCACACCUAUGUGAUGAUGUUGGACAGUCCAUUCCAAAACCAUGGAUAUUAAUAUGGAGCAUCCAAUUCCCACCCCCCACAUACCCUCCCCACUUUGCCCGUGAGAGGCACUACAUUACCACCACCAGAGUCUUUAAGCUGUCCCCAAUACGCAAAUGUGUGACACAUCUUUCAGUAGGUACAAAUAUGCGGUUAUACAUAUUUCCUUUUCAAAGAAUUAUACCUUUAGCCCGAAUAAAGAAUUGAAAUGUCUCUUUAUAGAGCACAUUUUUUCUAUGAAUGUAAAAUUUAAAAGAAAUAAAUAUCAGAGGAUUGAUUAUUGAUGAUAAAGACGUGAAUGGAAUUUACAAUACUUUAUACUAUUAUAAACAAGUUAUAACAAAGUCAUAUUGAACAAAAUGGAACACACCUAGCUCUGGGUGAGUAUGUGUGAGCCUUUACAGACAGAUCCACAAGAAGAGUUUCAAUGUUUAUUAAAAUAAAGUCCACUUUAAGUCUUUCAAAUCUUUCAACUACAGCAGGGACACAUUAUCUUCAAUAUGAACAAAUGUCAUUAAUGUUCUCCUAUUUGUAGUUUUUCUUUUUAAUUUUGUUAAAUCAUUGACACAAGGUAGUUUGAAUUCUAGAUUAAAGAGUUGUAUUAAGGGGAAGUUAGCAGCGUUUUGUCCGCUUUAACAAUGUUUUCCGUUUUUUCUUGUGGGAGACGUAGGGCUGUUAUUAGUUGUUUUGCUGUACAUCACAAUUUUUUGGUAGUUUUUUUAUCUCAAUCGUGUAACGUUUUGGGACAGUCGAUGCUUUUCUGUUGGCACAUGAACUUUUAGAAAAGGUCCAUGUUUGAAAACUACAGUUGAUACACAAACAUUACCAACCAUCUGUUGUCUGAAAAUUGUAAAAGUUCUGUUGAUACACGAGUGCAGGAAUGACCACAACACAACUUUGGGGUCAUCCCGUUUAUUGUCCGGAGACAAAAGCAAAAACAAAAGAAAACGCUCCUUGGCGUGCAUCCCGUAAUGCUUUAAGACAACGUUGUUGGGCUGGAUGCCCAAGUCAUGCUGUUAGCGGAGCAAUGUCAAGAAGGUUGCUCGAGCCAGUAAAUGACGCCUCCUUCUUAGACGCCCGGGUUUUAAUGGUAGCUGAAACAGAAGGGGCGGUUGAGUCAGUUGAUGUCACAUGACAGCUUCUCGGCACUGUGGAGUGUUAGCGGCAGCGCCCUAUCUCAUCACAGCGGGUUAUUACAUACCUUGAAUAAGCCUGCAAGGAGGUCCUCCGACGCGCGUGCAUGACAACAUAUAUUGAGGAAAAUAUCGCCAACGCUUCUUUGAAAAUGAUCAAAGUUCUACUCAUGCAUGAACAUUGAGAAAAGAUUGUUUGAAUAUUACAUCAGUUCUGUUGAUACAUGAAUAUUACUAACUAACAAUUCUUUUGAUAUACACAUUUUGAGAAAAAUAUCGCAAAAGAUUGUUUGAAAAGUUCUGAAAGUUCUGUUGGCACACGAAAAUUGAGGAAAAUAUUCCAAAAGUCUGUUUGAAAAUAAGAUCUGCUGAUUCACAGACACUGAGAAGUUACUGUAAACAAUUCUUUGAAUGUUCUGAAAAUUAUUUUGGUGCACAAAACAUUAAGAAAUGACCACAAUUGUUUGACAAUUGCGAAACUUCUGUUGAUACACGAAUGUCGAGGAAAAUAUUGCAAAACAGCUUUUGAAAAUGAUGCGUAAACAUAUCACAGAAACUACUACAAGAUUAUGAGAUGUCUGUUUUUACUCCUGCUGGUAGUGUUUUAACUACAGAACGAUGUGAACGGCCAACGCUGUGUGGUUGUAUCACUUUUGGUGUAAAUCAGAGCUUUAACAUUAAUCACGUGUCAAAAGAACGUUGAUUAUUUUCUACGGUAUUUUCCCAAUGUUCUUGUAUCAAUGACACGGUAUGAAUUGGAUGUACUAUGCCAACGUGUCAGUUUUGGUAUAAGUUAGUGGUUGUUGGUGGUUAUUGUAGUUUCGUAACUGCUGACAAAGUAGUAAGUGAAAGUUUUCCAAAAAAUCCUUUUGUCCAAAGCUGAUGGCUCAGAUGGAGAGGGCAAUGACAAAGGAUCACCCUUGCCCUUUCCGUGUUUUGCCAUCAAACUUCGAUCACCUGUGAACAAAUUAAUAACCAAUCACAUGUUCUUUUUCAUGGAAAGACAUUCUCAUUGGUCACAAUCUUAAUACAUAAUUUGCCAGUCUCCUCACUCACUCACUAAUUCACUCACUCACGUCCGUCCAAAGCCGAAUGCGCAGUUGCCUUCUGCGCAGCUGCCCGAAAAAUCUUACGAGACCGACAUCGCGGCAGGCGGCGGAUUUACGGCCGUGAAAAUUCAAAGAGAAAGGCGAUUAUGGCCGCGAAAAUUGAAAGAGAAAGGCGACUUCGAUUAAAGCUCCAGAGGCCUGAAAGGCGAUUUCGACUACAGCUCCAGACCUAAUUCCGCAUUCAUUCAAUACACCUAUAUUAGGUUUGUGGUACGGAAUGCGCAGUCGCCUUCUGCGCACGUCGCAUUCUGUGCAUGUCCGAAGCCGAAUGCGCAGUCGCCUCCUGCGCAGCUGCCCGAAAAACCUUACGAGACCUACAUCGCGGCAGGCGGUGGAUAUACGGCCGCAAAAAUUCAAAGAGAAAGGCGACUUCGAUUAAAGCUCUAGAGGCCUGAAAGGUGAUUUCAACUACAGCUCCAGAUCUAAUUACGCAUUCAUUCAAUGCACCUAUAUCAGGUUUGUGGUGCUUAUACUUACUACUAUUGCACUUGUGCCCAUUUCAUCUUAUGUUGUCGAAACGGGCUCUUUGUCUAGUUAUGUAAUAAAACACUGCAUUGGGUAAAAUUAACACAAACCUCUGCAUCACCUGUCAUGGUCGGGGUGGGGGGGGGGGUCCUCCAUUAUAGCCCAUAAGAGCAUAAUGCAGAGGUUAGAGAGAAGGUGCGGAGCAUGCGCUGAUAACACAUUGUCGCACCCACCACACAACGAACCACCCAGAUUGAGACCCGAGUGCAGCGGGUGACACCUCAGCACCACACUGAAUCAUUGUAAGUUUUUUUUUUUUUUUUAUACAGUGGCUGGAGUGCCAAUCCAAUGCAGCAUCAAGAAAGUGUUGUCUAAAAAACAAUGCCAUAACCAACACAUACCGUAUGCGAGUAUAUUUUUAGUUCUCAGAAGACCCUAUUUCAGGCAUACAUUCCUGCCCCCACAACAUGUGCCAGGGCUGAUGCAUUGCAUGCUGGGAAUGUUGAAGUGAACUCUUCCUCAAAAGGCCCAAGUAUUCUGAGACGAGCCUCAACCAAAGCUGCCACCCUGCAAAGGGCGCAACGGAGAGUGCAAUUUAACAGGGUGCAACAUGGCCAAAGGGGUCUAAGAGGGUCAUUAAAUGAUGUAGCUUUGUGCCCAUUGGCACAUACCAGUGGGUGAUGUUUUUUUUAAACCACUUUAAGUGUUACAAUGGCAAUUUCCCAAAGCAGAUGUUGUUACAAAUUAUGAUCUUAUUAUAAUCAAAAAUGGAAUGGUAUUAUCUUUUUCAGUAUAAAUGAUUGUAGAGCAGUAGAAUUUGAGCCUUCUGCAUUCGGCAUUUUGUGCUGUGCCUGAGUUGUAUCAACGACAGACUGGGCUGGUCCUUCAAGAGAGGCUCCAAUUGCAGACAUGUUGGGUGAGACCCGACCCGAAUGGUGUCCUAUCAUGGUGAUUCAUGCAUAUGACUCUUCUUUUAUGACUGUAAUUUUAUAAAUGAUCACUGUUUAUUGUUGUUGCUGUAGCAAGAGUGCUGAGAAUGUGAAUUAUAAUGCAAACGCAAUGCAAAAUUUGAACCUCCA